Laccaria bicolor S238N-H82 is the source of this 3447-nucleotide messenger RNA. RefSeq lists its product as uncharacterized. The record is from RefSeq and is a predicted model, not a curated record. The transcript has 6 exons. The coding region runs from base 1 to 3447 and encodes 1148 amino acids. Lineage: Eukaryota; Fungi; Basidiomycota; Agaricomycetes; Agaricales; Hydnangiaceae. Gene Ontology annotation, biological process: protein catabolic process in the vacuole; cellular response to glucose starvation.
AUGUGCCUGGUGUUGGCGUCACAGUUGAGGCGACCGACCAGCUGCCGACCAGUUUUGGUCUCUGACCUUCACGUCGCUGCUCGUGGCUGCUCUUUCCCCCCUGCUCUCGUCGCUGUUCUCGCCGUUGCCGCUCGUCGUUGUUUACGUCGCCAACGACAUUAUCAGUGCCAUCUUACACACUAUUUCAUUUCAUCCCAACACUUCUCAGUCUCAACCAACGCCGUACCAGACGACUCGUCGCUCUCUACCCUCCCCCGUGGCCAGGUCGACUACCUUUCCCAUGACUGGGAGGAAGAGGACGUAUGGCGUUCAUGGCGAAAUAUGACCCGUCAGAAAAAUGAGAUUGCAAACGGCGUUCGUCUGGAGAAUGCUUCUUGGAGAACGUGGUGGAAGCAAAGAAACAAACUCAAGACGGUGACACCAGAGACACUAAAUUGGUUGAAAGACUCGGAUGUGACCUGGCUGUAUGGUCCUCUUCACACCGCCGUUGACUGGACACCACCCCCGAAACCCGAUUCAGUUCCAGACAGUGUCGAAUCAUCAAAUCCUGCUUCUGCGCAUGAUCGUCUCGACCUCUCCUCUCAUAAACCUCGGAAAACUAUCCUCAAAUACCGUAGCAUUAGCGAACUCCUUACCAGUGACCUCCCUACAUCCCCCGUCUUUAGCCCCGCUGAAUCCGACGACGAGGAAGACCGCUCAAACAUUCAGCCGGAUCUUCGACUUCUCUCCCAGGAUCAGUUCAAGUCCCACAAACGACCGUCACUGAUGCAUACCAAGAGCGACACCCAUAUCAGCCGAUGGGGCCCUAGCCGCGCCUUCCGGAAAGACUCUCCGCCCCGCCUCGACCCUCCAGUCGCUCUGCCGGUCGGAUCCCCUCACAAGUCAAUAUAUUUUCCAAGUUCCGUCCGCGCUUCACAUUCCCAGGACUCGAAUUCCAGUGCUGGGGGAAGUGCAGGUAGUACUGAACGAACUCAGCAGAAGAAAAAGCAUAUCAGCUUUAAUACCUUUGUAGAACAAUGCAUUGCCAUCGAAAAGCCGAAAAAGAGCAGUUCGGGCUUAUUUUUAGGACAGAAAGAGGGUAUGUGGGCUGGCGGUCGUCGUGGCUGGGACGAGGAUAACGGGUACGAUGAGGAUGAGGAGGACUCAGCGGGCGAAGACGAUACUGAGAUUGAGGCUCCUUGGGACAUUCGUCCUCUUCAUGGCAGUGCGGUUGGCAGCGAUUCAGAUUCACCUUACGAAGAGGAGGAGGAGGAAGAUGAUGGUAUCAUUGAAAUGCGACCCACAUCACAUCGUCAUACCCCCAAGAAGCAAGGACCGCGAUCCCAUUCAAAAGUAUCCACGACGUCCUCAUCAUCCUCCGCUUCAACCACAUCAGCGUCUACGUCAUCAUCAUCUCCUUCCCGGGGUGACGAUCUUAAUUCGACGUCUACGUCACGCAAUCCUGGUCUCGCCUCGCGUCAUGCAAGCUCAACUACACACAAACCAUCGCGGCGGGCACCACCGCUCAUCCGAAGGGCAUCAGACAUUCAUGUCACCAUUGCCCCCAUUGCACCUACGAUGUUAAAGACAACGGGAGCGUGGGAGGAGGGGUUUGGAGAUGAAGGUGCGAAUAGUGAUGACGGCCUUGCAAUUUGGAGUGAGCGUAUGUGGGGGUAUAGCGACGGGAAAGGAAAGCGGAGGGGGAGUGCUUCUGAAGAGCAAAUAUCCGAUGGGACGCCUGUCGAGCUGGUUUACGUGCCGCCGUUUGGGAGCAAUUAUAGCCUUGGGAUGGGCGUGGAGGAGGAGGAUGAGGAAGUGUAUGGUGGUGAAGACGGCUACGAAGAGGAGGAGGAGGAUGAUGAUGUCGUUACCUUUGGGAGGAUGAAGUUUAACAAGGAUGCAAAAGUUGAGAAUGAUAAGACGGAGGUCGAUCGCGAGACUGUGCUGAAUACUGGCUUUGGUGACUACGCAGACGGUGGGCACGGUGCAGCGGCCAGUCUGCCGAUCCCUAUCUUGGACAACCCAUCAUCCCGCUCUUCGUUAUCUCACAGGACUUAUAUGCAUGGGCCACAAUCCAGUCAUGUAUCAUCGGUGCCCACCGUUGUUGUGGAUCAAGGACGGAGGGGCAGAACUGUGCAGCACGUCCCGGAUGCGUAUGACUUCUUCAGCGGGCCAGAUCUGGGUGAGGAGUACACCGGUAUGCGGAAGGGGCUCAGAGGAUAUCCGAAAGGAACCGGUGGUCGUGCAGCAAUUGAUAGAGAAGCACCAUCAACGAGCCCAAGCCCUCUGACGCUGGAGAUCCCCAUCCAUGCAUCAAACGCGUUACGCACCCCUGUUGUGGCCCCAACACAAGCUCCAGAUCUCGAACGUCGCAGCUCAUCCCUUUCGCCAUCAUCCGCCCCUGCUCAGACGUCUUCGUUACUCUCUCCCCCUCCUCGUGGUCGAUCAUACCAGGAUCUCGCUCAACCCAAUCGAUCACAAUCAAGAGGGCGGUCGAGUACACGGACGCCCACUUCAGCUUCGUCUUCAUGGGACAGGGAUCGGGCGGGUGGACCGGGGAACAGCAGUACAAGUCCUAUUGGCAACUUAUCCCCGGACAUGGGAAUAGUAGGCACAAUUGGUGUCGCAUAUGCUGGAGGAAGGGUUGACAGGGAGAAGUUGGUUGGUGAGAGAGAGAGAGAUCAAAGGGGAAGAGGGGACGAGCCAAGGGGAAAUGACAGCGGGCGACGAGGUCGGGAUCGAACAACUGGCAAGAGGCUCAGUGCUAGUGUCAGUGUCAGUCCAGAGCCACCGCGUUCAAUCCCUCCUGCGGAGGAGGCUUCUUCUCCCAUUCUGGGAAAUGGGAGAACAACAGUUGCGCCGCCGAUGGAAGCCAGUUUUUCAUCGACGUCCUCGUCAACGUCUACCAGCAGCUCACAGACUGUUGUUGGAGACAGCGAGCGGAGGCUGAAGGAGGAACAGCACCUAAGGAGAGCAGAGGAAGAACAUAGGAGGACGACACAUCCCACCCCUUCGAAUUCGCCCAUCUUUGAGAUGCUCAUGCCACCUGUCGGACUGGUCCCUACUGUUGGGUUACCGCCCUCGGCUUCAACAGCUAGUGUAGGGUCGUCUUCGAGAUCCAGUGGUUCUGGAUCAACGCCUACCGCGGCAGCCGUGUCGCCAACGCGAACCUCUCCACCCCCUCCCCAUUCACAUCAUGUCCGGUCAUCAUCCGUAUCAUCCACCGCUUCCUCCACACCAACGAAAGCGAAACCCCCGCCACUGAUACCCUCGCCGUCUCCGUCACUUCCCAGCACAUCGUAUGUCAGCCCAGUGAGCCCCAAAGCAUUGUUGACCCCACCCGUUUCUUUGGAGGGAGGGUCGACAAUAGUAGAUAAGGCUGUGGGCAUGGUUUCGUCUGCUGGUGCUUUCUUCGGGUUAUGGCACCCUAAUAUUGGCGGUAACGCUCCAGAUAUAGAACGACGAUGA